CUGGCCGAGUGCUCCGCCAAACGUAUGCGUAAUAUUUAAGGUGCAUCCGUCGCUGGGAAAACGCGUCCGAAUCGCUGGGAUAUUGCGAGCAAUACGAGUGUCCUAGUCGGUGGUUGAUAGAGUUCCGUGUUUGAAGUCGUUAGAAAAACGCGUUCGAACCGUCGUUUUUCAACCUACAAAACUAGUUUGUGAGUGAUCGAGAGAGUUGAUAGUGCAAAUACUCCUUCAACAUGUCGAUGGAUCCAUCGGUUUCCCUCGAGGAUCUGGAGCGACGUCGUCGUCGCACCAGUUCCGCCCGCAAGCCAUCACAUACUCCUCAGCCUCCAUCUCACCUGGCGGACUCGGAGGCCAUGGCCGUGAUCAAUGAGAUAUUCAAUCCCACGCUGAAGCUGCCGGAGUCCAGUGGCCACUACACGCUGCCCGAGGAGAUGAGGGCCGAUGAUAAUGUGGCGCCCCAUGAACUGGACAUUGCCAAGCUGGCGGAGCUGAAGGAAGUCUUCUCGCUCUUCGAUACGGACUGCGAUGGACUGAUCUCGAAGGACGAUCUACGAUUCACCUAUACGGCCCUGGGAAACGACCCGAACGAACAGCUACUGGAACAGAUGAUGCAGGAGGCCAAGGAGCCGCUCGACUACGAAGCCUUCGUCCGGCUGAUGAGUCGUCGCACCCAGGAACUGGAUCCCGAGGAUGUGCUGCUGGAGGCCUGGAGCAAAUGGGAUGACCAUGGCACGGGCAAAAUCGAUGAACGCAAAAUCUAUGAAGAGCUGACCAACUAUGGCGACAAAAUGACCCUCAACGAGGCCAAGGAGGCUCUAAGCCACGCCCCAAUGGCCAAGCCCAAGUCCUUGGAGGAGCCGCCCAUGAUUGAUUAUCCGGCCUUCUGUCGCAUGCUCAGUGGAAUGCGCAAGCGAAAAGGGGAAUAAUUUACUAUUGUUGGGGAAACUUAAAAACCUUUGCCUUAAAUUCAGAUCCAGUGAUCUAACGUCUUUUUCCAGCCCACCAACUAAUUACACGUCUUCUUCAUUUUUCUUAAGAUAUCAUUACCCUAUGUUGUUUAUUUUAUUUAUAGGAAAAUUCGGAAUGACUUUGUUGUGUUCCUUAUGGUUUUUAUAGCCACUACGUAUUUGCUUAAUUGGGAUAUAUUUUUGAAAAUUACUUAAAGUCCUGAAGCAGCUGGUCCGAUUUGACAAUCGUAUUAGCCUUAACGCCAACUUUUGUUCGACUUUUUAUCAAAAUAAAUCGUGAAGAACCAG
This is a messenger RNA of Drosophila erecta, 1253 nucleotides long. Its product is annotated as calmodulin. The transcript has 5 exons. Gene Ontology annotation, molecular function: myosin heavy chain binding; calcium ion binding. Bases 231 to 923 code for a protein of 230 amino acids. Lineage: Eukaryota; Metazoa; Arthropoda; Insecta; Diptera; Drosophilidae. Gene Ontology annotation, cellular component: myosin II complex; cytoplasm. Gene Ontology annotation, biological process: locomotion; post-embryonic development. The record is from RefSeq and is a predicted model, not a curated record.